Molecule: messenger RNA, 1198 nt
Organism: Radiomyces spectabilis
Lineage: Eukaryota; Fungi; Mucoromycota; Mucoromycetes; Mucorales; Radiomycetaceae
Exons: 7
Coding region: 167-937 (256 amino acids)
Source: RefSeq, a predicted model, not a curated record
AUUUAUUUUUUAUCUAUUUUAGCGGUUAGAACACCUAAAAGUGUUUGUGAUGAUAUAUUCUAAGAGAAAAAAAUUGUACUAUGGUGUCAAUUUCAUGAUCUUUCGAAAAAUAGCACUUCCUAAGCCACGGAAAAGUUGCUGGAAACGAUUGUCAGCGACAUGGUGAAUGAGACAGAUCAGCUCCUUUUAUACCAUGCUGAAAAGCUAUUUACAUCGAUUUUACCCGUGGCAAGCGUUGAAACUGCUUUCAAAAUCAACCCGAAAUCCGCACCCGUGUAUACCCGAACCUCAGCAGUUGGCUGAAAAUGCAGUCAAGCAAGUCGAAUCCAUCUUGACCGCCGUUUAUCAUUCUCAUGCGGUCAAAGAAGACCCGAAUAUCUGUCUAAAAAAAAGCCUCGGUCAUCAACUGCAGAUAUCUCCUUCGUCGAUUCAAGGAGCAGGUAUGGGCGUUUUUCUAAAAGGGUCUUGCAAGAAAGGAUCGAUUGUCUGUUUCUAUCCAGGGACGAUAUAUUUGCCAUCCGAACCUUUGCUUUUUGCAAGUAUCGCCAACCGAUAUAUACUCAAAUGUUACGAUGGCGUCUUUGUGGAUGCCAAACCGACAGGCUUAUCCGGACGUAUCCACAAGUCUAUUUAUCAUCGAGAGAAUUGGCCAGGUGCUAUUCAGAUCAGUGAUGCUACAUGGAUGACCAAAACGCCCAGGAACCCGUUAGCUGUGGGUCACAUCGUCAACAACGGAACAACCGAAUACCAACCUAAUGUGUUCUAUCAUGAAAUCGACAUACCCCCUGUGUUUCCUCGCGAUCUUCGUCAAUAUAUACCCAACAUAUACUGGAGUUCUAUCGACCCUUUGACCACAACCACGAGGAUGGUCGGCCUUAUCGCAACCCGCGACAUCCACAAUGAAGAGCUAUUUUCCGUCUACAUGGACACCGUGUAAAUCAGGAAUGGAUGGGGUUAGUUGCAUGCGAGCAAUUGCUUUGACAAUCCACAGUUUUUUGGCAUGUAAGUUUUUGCAUAAAUAUGUAUCUAUACAUCCGAACUAUCCGCAGAACAACCCAUCGCAGCAGUGUGCACUACAUAGAACAUGUUAAUUCGGUGCUCUUGGCAUGUUACUUCAUGUGUAGCUGUUGCAAAAUAUGCAGUCAUAGCGUUGAUUAUGUAUUUAACUUUAUUCCUCAAAAGGCUCAUAAGAAAGAAU